AUGACGCUGCUGGAGCCGCUGCAGCCCGCGGCGACGCAGGUGCCCCCGCGGAGGACCUGGCUGGAGCUGGAGCACGCGAGGCAGGCGCUCGGCCCCGCGCCGGAGCAGCUGGAGCAGCUCGAGUCGCAGGACUGGCAGGAGGAGGACGUGGUGUCGAAGAACUGCGACUGGGCGCAGGUCGGCAGGCAGCGCCCGUUCGUCAGCACGGGGAGGUCCGAGUUGCAGCUGGAGCACUGGUUGAAGGAGCCGCCGGAGCAUGUCGCGCAGUCGGGGUGGCACGCCAGGCACGAGCCGGAGGAGCUGAAGGUAUUGGACGGACAUGAAGAGACGCAUGACCCGUUGGAUGCGAGCUUGUUGUUGGCGCAAGUCAAACAGAAGGUGGACGAUCCAGCGCAAGUGCCGCAGGAAGAGUCGCAAGCUAUGACGGAGAUUGCUCGGAGAACACAUACUAUCACACUCGUGCUUGUUGUUGUUGGCGAUCAAGUUCGAGUUCUCGCACACGCCCUCGCUAUUCGUCGAUACGCAGCUGCCGUUGAGGCUAUACGUGCCCGCGCCACAAAUGAUGCAGUCGUUCGAUGUCGGGCCGUUGCACGUCUGACAGAGCGAGGAGCAUUGUACGCAUUGUGUGCCGUUACUGAAGGACUCGCUGGGGCAGACCGUUCCGCCGGAUGUGGUGGACUGUGCUGCGGUGCACUGGGUGGCAUCGCUGGCGCUCUGCGUAAAACCCGACUUGCAGGUAAUACAGUCGCCCGUACUGUCCGCACAUUCGGUGCAGCCAAGUGCACAGACUGGGCUCUGAGUCAGUGUAUGAACAUGAGGAUACACCAUUUUCACUCACCCUCACAAUUCCCGCUGGAAUCGAGGAAGUAUCCCGUCGCACACUUCGCGCAGGCGGUUCCGUUGGAUGCGGUUGUCCACCCGGCGUUGCAUGAACAUGCACCAUCCGAGCCGCAGACUCCGUUGAUGCAGUCGCAGCUGGACGGAGGGUUGCUGACUUCCGGCACAAGGCACUUUCCGGUCCCUUGCAAGCCUUGGUCGCACUUCUCGCAGUCCGCGGGGCAAGGCUGGCAUGUCGGCCCGAAGAAUCCCUCUGCGCAGGACUCGCACGAGGAACCGGUGAAACCCGUUGGACAGACACACUUGCCCGCCGUUGAGCACACGCCCGCACCGGCGCACGGAGGCGAGCAUGCGGAAGACUGCAUCUCGAGCAGCGCCAGAGGGUUGUUCAGCGUACUUGAUGGCAGCUGUGACACAUCAGGAACAGAGUCCCAGAAAAUGACACGGUCGUUUGAAGAAGAGCCCGCGAACGACGCCCACAUGUUAGACGCAAGGGCAAAGGAGCCAGCGGAGCUCUGUGUCUGCUUGGAACUGUUCGCCGAGGAACCAUUAGUAGGUAAUGCGGUGAAGGUGGCUUGGCCGGAGAAGUUCGCGCUAGGAUACAAUGCAAUACCGGGCUGCAGUUCCACGUUUAGCGGAAGUGAGACAGAUGAAUUGGCUGAAAAGCCAGGGGAUGCGGAGAGCGAGGCGCUUGAAGACGUGAGGAUAUCAUGGAGGAGCGCGGGGUUAGUCGUCGAGGAGUACUGUCCUGGGAGUAAACGGAGGUUCGUUGCGGCGCCAGAUGCAGAUAGGGUCGCUCCCACUGCGAAAUAUCAGGAUGCUGGUCAAACUUGGGAGCAAUUAGGCAAACUCACGCGUUGUGUUCGUGAAUCCUUCGAGGCAUUGGCCGGCAACGCAGACGACCGACACGGAUUGCGCAGCUGUGUCUCCUGGGAGUGGGAUGGCAAAAAGGCUCGCGAGCAUGUCGUGCAGGCCAAAGGAGGUCGUGAGUGGAGGGAGGAGAAAGACGAGCAGCGUGGCAAGGCCAGCAGUGCGCCUGAAAUUGAUUGUAUGGAUUUUAUUGCCAUGGUGCGCUUGUUGUUGACAAUGCUAUUGUCGUUCGCGUCGUUAUUGUAUUCCACUCAUUGUUCCAUUUUGGGAAAGCGCCUUGCCCAAUUCGGCAAUCGCCGACCGCAAGCGUCGAUAGACGCCCUGAUGUUGUCCAAAGAUAGAUCCGACAAGCGCUCGUGCACUUCCGAGCUCGAAUUGUUGCAAAUUACUUUCAUCGUCUUCAUUUGGUGA
This is a messenger RNA of Postia placenta MAD-698-R-SB12, 2118 nucleotides long. RefSeq lists its product as hypothetical. NCBI's taxonomy places the organism in Eukaryota, Fungi, Basidiomycota, Agaricomycetes, Polyporales, Adustoporiaceae. The transcript is spliced from 3 exons. The coding region runs from base 1 to 2118 and encodes 705 amino acids. The record is from RefSeq and is a predicted model, not a curated record.